This is a messenger RNA of Plenodomus lingam JN3, 1092 nucleotides long. RefSeq lists its product as uncharacterized. The record is from RefSeq and is a predicted model, not a curated record. Gene Ontology annotation, biological process: transcription by RNA polymerase III. Gene Ontology annotation, cellular component: RNA polymerase III complex. Lineage: Eukaryota; Fungi; Ascomycota; Dothideomycetes; Pleosporales; Leptosphaeriaceae.
AUGGCGUCAGCCGUGGCAUCUGCACCUGUACCCAAAGACGAAGCGCCCGAAGUGAAGAACGAAGUCGUCAGCCCCGCCGAUGCGCUCUACGACAAAUGCGCGCUGCGGUCGCAAGGCACCGUCUUCUUCCAGCGCGACCUGUCGAACAUGCAAGUCGCAGAAACCAUGGGCGAGCUAACAAUGCUCCUACAAGAACUAUGCGACCGUCACCUUAUGAAGCUGAUGACGCUGGAGGGAGAGCCUUGCUGGAAGCUGCGAUCGCGGUCAGAUGCGGAUAAACUUCGACGCCUGACGGCCGAUGAACGCCUGCUCUAUCACCACAUUGACCAAGUCCAAGCCGAGGGCAUUUGGUCCAAAGCCCUCCGAUCGCGAACCAACGUAACACAGCAAGUGCUGACAAAAUGCCUAAAGAGCUUGGAGUCGAAAGAUCUGGUGCAGUCGGUCAUGAGUGUCAAGUAUCCCAAUCGGAAGAUGUACCUCUUGAAGCAUCUGCAGCCAUCAGAGGAUAUCGCCGGUGGCCCAUGGCAAUCAGAAGGCGACUUCGACACCGCCUUGAUCGACACAGUUGCUGGUAUUGUAGCCCAGCACAUUGAGCAUGAGACCUGCAUCAAAGUCCCUGGAAACUGGAACGAGUAUGCGCGACCAGACCGCACGGCAGCCAUCGCACAGAAGAAGGCCCAGGUGCAAGGCAUCCAAGACAUCGAAGAAGCCCCCGCCGUACAACCCUACCAUCGCUCCAGAGACCCCAACACAUCGAGACUAGUCCACAAAAAUAACCCACAAUACCCGACCGCAGCCUCGGUCGCCGAAUGGCUCAACUCAAAGGGGGUUCUACGAGGCAAGUUUGUAAGAGAAGACGACAUGGAACAGCUGCUCGAAAUGAUGGUCCUCGACGGCCGACUCGAGAAGAUCUCGGGCACAAACUACCGCACCGUGUUGACGGCGAGCGAGACCAAAAUGUUCAAUGGUUUCGUGGACGCGCCGUGUGGGAAUUGCCCCGUCUUCGACCUCUGUGGCAACGAAGGAGAGAUUUCUGCGCGGACUUGUGUCUACUUUGGUCAGUGGCUUGAGACGCAGUCGGAGGAGAUUUGA